Nomascus leucogenys (northern white-cheeked gibbon) is the source of this 490-nucleotide messenger RNA. RefSeq names its product distal membrane arm assembly complex 1 (gene DMAC1). The record is from RefSeq and is a predicted model, not a curated record. NCBI's taxonomy places the organism in Eukaryota, Metazoa, Chordata, Mammalia, Primates, Hylobatidae.
AUGGUGUCUCGGUUGUCUCAGCCUUUUGAGUCCUUCAAUAUCGCUAAGCCUCCCGGUACCGCCGCCCCGCCCGCCAAGCCUGCGCCCCCAGCUACACCCGGAGCGCCGACCUCCCCAGCAGAACACCGCCUGCUGAAGACCUGCUGGAGCUGCCGCGUGCUUUCUGGGUUGGGGCUGAUGGGGGCCGGCGGGUACCAUUGCCACCUGGGGUAUCGUUGUCAUGGCAGACCCCAAAGGGAAGGCCUACCGCAUUGUUUGAAAGUACCACCAGUGAAUCUGUCUUCUGUCCCUGUCCCCGUGACACACAGAGCAGGCAUGGAAUUUAAUGGGUGUUCUGGACAGACACGUGUACGUGGACAGACAUCACUACUGUGGAUACUACAAGACUGAAAAGAAAAUCAUAUGUUGUCAUUCUCUGGCUAUGGAGUGUUUGUGGCCUUCACAGAUUUCACAGGAACCAAUAAAUCCCUCAGAGAAGUAAAAAAAAAAA